AUGGCUAGUGGUACAAUCAGCAGCUACAAUCUAGGAGAGCACAUCACCGUUGCUGGCCUUGGCGUGCAGUUGUUAUUCUUCAGCUUUUUCAUGGUUACCUGUGUAACCUUCCACUACCGCAUCCGAAGAAACCCUACUGCCAAAGUGAUCGAGACUCUAAGUCGUGGGAAUGGUAAAGCACAAUGGACGUGGGAGACAGUGCUCGCCGGCUUGUAUAUUGCAAGUAUUCUUAUCUUGGUGCGGUCGAUUUUCCGUUUAAUCGAGUACGCACAAGGCAACAGUGGGUAUCUCAUCAGCCACGAGGUUUUUAUGUACGUCUUCGAUGCAGCCUUGAUGUUCCUGGCGAUGCUGGUCAUGAAUAUCUGUCACCCGACUACCCUGUUAGUUGGCUCACGGAAACAGUACAGUGAUACCCAGAUGGAAUCACUGGGUCAUCAAUCUGAUAAUAACAGCGGCGUCUGA
This is a messenger RNA of Talaromyces atroroseus, 462 nucleotides long. RefSeq lists its product as hypothetical. NCBI's taxonomy places the organism in Eukaryota, Fungi, Ascomycota, Eurotiomycetes, Eurotiales, Trichocomaceae. Gene Ontology annotation, cellular component: membrane. The transcript has a single exon. The coding region runs from base 1 to 462 and encodes 153 amino acids. The record is from RefSeq and is a predicted model, not a curated record.